AUGGAUCCCAAAUUUCUCGUCGUUGAGAUAGAUUCAAAAGAACAAGCGAUUCAGUUAGUUCAGAUUAUGCUGGACAAAGGCUUCGCCCGAUUGAUGCUUCUAGACGACUUGUCAAAACAUCCAAAUCUUGCAAAACCGCCAAACGAUUCCAGAGAAACUGCCUGUUCUCCAAUCGUUCCCAACGAGAAAUCGUUUCCAGUUGAGGAGGAAAAAGUAUUCCCAUCGUUAUCCCAAGUAUCAAAUCCAAUGGUAACGUCUACAGUUGUCAAACAAGAACCUUCAAGUCUAAUCGGUAACGAAGAUGAAGAGGAAGAAGAAGAAGAAAUGGUUUUGACUAGCAGGCACUCUGUUCCAUCCAAAAAACGACCAUACGAACAUGCAAAUGAAUACAGAGAACAAUUGAUGAAUAUGUUGUGCGGCGAGCCAGAAAUCGUACCGAUUGGCGUCAAUUCUACGAGUGAUGAGCCAUCUGGAUCUAAUGAAGAUUCACCAACACUUAAAAAAUCAAAAAAUGGAGAAUAUCAUGAGUGUAGAUUAUGUGGAGUUCGAGUAAAAUCACCUCGAAGUGGCCGAUGGAAUCUUCAAAUGCAUGUGAUUGCUCUACAUUGUGUCGGUCGUCAGUAUAAAUGUAAAGAGUGUAAUUACCUGGAUUAUCGAAAAUCGACAAUGAGAAAGCAUACGAUAUCUCAACAUGGAAGUGACAUACCACCACAUAAUAUUACAGACGAUAUAAUGAGGACUGAGUGGCACGAAGCAAUGAAAAAGUGUUUUCCUGAAUUCGCACAUCGCACUGGUUUUCUUUCUUAA
Messenger RNA from Caenorhabditis remanei, 807 nucleotides. RefSeq lists its product as uncharacterized. The record is from RefSeq and is a predicted model, not a curated record. The transcript has 6 exons. The coding region runs from base 1 to 807 and encodes 268 amino acids. NCBI's taxonomy places the organism in Eukaryota, Metazoa, Nematoda, Chromadorea, Rhabditida, Rhabditidae.